Molecule: messenger RNA, 1152 nt
Organism: Penicillium oxalicum
Lineage: Eukaryota; Fungi; Ascomycota; Eurotiomycetes; Eurotiales; Aspergillaceae
Product: aurora family serine/threonine-protein kinase
Exons: 3
Coding region: 1-1152 (383 amino acids)
Biological process (GO): regulation of cytokinesis; mitotic spindle organization; protein phosphorylation
Cellular component (GO): spindle midzone; spindle pole centrosome; chromosome passenger complex
Molecular function (GO): ATP binding; protein kinase activity
Source: RefSeq, a predicted model, not a curated record
AUGGCGACCAAGACAUUGGAGGCUCGCUUCGAGCAUUUGACCGUAAAAGACGAGAAAGAUGCCGGAAAUGAUCGCACAUAUUCAAAACAUAAGGGAUCUCACUCAACGACCGUCCUGGGCAGCUCUGCCUCCAAUCCUCAGCGAGCUCAACUAUUGAAGCUUGCGCUUCAGAACACCAAUGACAACAAGGUCAAUGCUAUGAAUGUGUCACAAUCGCCUGGGAAAGGGUCACAGAAUGUGAUUGUCUCUCGCAACACCGAUGAAAACGGCGAUCAGCGCAACGCAGCUCCCCUCUACGAUCAACCCAAGACACUCCACUUGGGCAUGUUUGAAAUUGGAAAGCCCCUUGGAAAAGGCAAGUUUGGCCGAGUAUACCUUGCCAAGGAGCGAUCGUCGGGUUUUGUUUGUGCCUUGAAGGUGCUCCACAAGUCAGAACUGCAGCAGGGUGGUGUCCAGAAGCAGGUCCGACGUGAGAUCGAAAUCCAAAGCAAUCUUCGUCAUCCGAAUGUCCUGCGACUGUACGGUCAUUUCCACGACAGCAAGCGCAUCUUCUUGAUUCUUGAGUUCGCCGGCCGCGGUGAGCUUUACAAGCAUCUGCGCAAGGAGCACCGCUUCCCGGAAUGGAAGGCUGCGCAGUACAUUGCCCAAAUGGCGGCCGCGCUGAAGUAUCUCCACAAGAAACAUGUCAUGCAUCGUGACAUCAAGCCCGAGAACAUCUUGGUCGGCAUUCACGGCGAAAUCAAAAUCAGCGACUUUGGCUGGAGUGUCCACGCUCCCAAUAACCGACGCCAAACAAUGUGCGGAACGCUUGACUACCUGCCCCCAGAGAUGUUGAAGCCCGGCUCGCAAGACAACUUCUACAGCGAAAAGGUUGACCUGUGGAGCUUGGGUGUCUUGACGUAUGAAUUCCUUGUUGGUGAAGCACCUUUCGAGGACACACCAGUGAUGACACAACGGCGAAUUGCUCGCGCAGACAUGUCCGUACCGUCCUUUGUUAGCCCGGAGGCCAAGGAUCUGAUAAAGAGACUCCUUGUCCUCGACCCAGAGAAGCGCAUUCCCUUGGAUGACAUUCAACGCCACCCUUGGAUUGUUAAGCAUUGCGUGAAGGACCCCAAGCGAACAUCUGCUUCCUCCAAGGAUGGCAAGGCAUGA